AUGUAUAGACUCAAUCAGGACGGAAAGUUCUUUGACUUCACAUUCACAGUCCAGGGUGAACAAUUCCAUGUUAGCAAGCUCGUGCUGUCCACUAUUUCUCUAUACUUCGCAAACAAGUUCGAGGCAGAGUGGAAAUACAAGGACAGAUCUAACGCGAGCCAGUCAGGAGCAUCCGUGGAUCUAAAGCAAAAGCACAGCGUGGAAACAUUCUCGACUAUGAUUGAGUACAUAUACACCUACAACUAUGAGCAACAGACCGGGUGGCUCUUCGAUUUUGAGCCUUCCGAAUUGGUAGCCUUCCAUUUUGAACUUUGCCACAUGGCUAAGGACUACGAGAUCCCCGAUCUCAGCGGACAAGUGCUGAUGGACCUUCCCUCCGCUGUCAAAACCUUAGACUGUCCAGUGGACCUUUACGAUCUGUUGACGGACGGCCAAUACAUUUCUGACUCGGAAUCUGGGAAGCUCUUUGUGGCAACCGUCGCGGAUAACUUCCACAACAUGGAUGCAUUUACGGAGUUGGACCGACUAAAACCGUUCCUGGUUAAAACCCCUAUUUUCGCAGCGGACCUAAUCUAUGAGCUCAUGGAGAGAAGGCUCAUGAAUGGCCAGUGA
Messenger RNA from Aspergillus novofumigatus IBT 16806, 612 nucleotides. RefSeq lists its product as uncharacterized. Lineage: Eukaryota; Fungi; Ascomycota; Eurotiomycetes; Eurotiales; Aspergillaceae. The record is from RefSeq and is a predicted model, not a curated record. The transcript has 2 exons. Gene Ontology annotation, molecular function: protein binding. Bases 1 to 612 code for a protein of 203 amino acids.